Messenger RNA from Clarias gariepinus (North African catfish), 14365 nucleotides. RefSeq names its product lysine (K)-specific methyltransferase 2Bb (gene kmt2bb). The record is from RefSeq and is a predicted model, not a curated record. NCBI's taxonomy places the organism in Eukaryota, Metazoa, Chordata, Actinopteri, Siluriformes, Clariidae. Gene Ontology annotation, biological process: positive regulation of DNA-templated transcription. Gene Ontology annotation, molecular function: protein binding; histone H3K4 methyltransferase activity; DNA binding. The transcript has 37 exons. Gene Ontology annotation, cellular component: histone methyltransferase complex; nucleus. The coding region runs from base 16 to 11805 and encodes 3929 amino acids.
CCUCCAUUUCCCACAAUGCCUUGCUGCCUCCCCCUCCCAAUCAGGCGCUUUCCCUCUCCGCUGAACUCGGAGCUCCUCUGUAUAUCGGUGUUGUUGAAGCUAGCGAUGGCAGCAGCGGCGGGAUGCGGCUCGGCGGCCGCGGCUGCAGGCGGGGCGGCGGGCGGUGUGGCCGCGGCUCGGGGACGCUUUCCCGGGCGACCCUGGUCGUCGCGCAGUCGCCUGCGCUCAGAGAAGCGGUGGCAGCUCGGUCGCUCGGGGUCGGAGCAGGACGAGAGCGGUGGCGGAGGCCCGAGGCCUGGAGGCUGCCUGGCGCUUGCGUGCGGAGAGGACCCGUCUCACCUGCGCCUGCUCGGGAUCCAGGCGAGCUACAAGAGCCUGGGGGAGGCCGGCUACAGCUCGAGUGGAAGCGAGGAGGGAUCUGAAUUCAAAGGCUUUGAGGCUGAAAAUGAAAGCAGCAGUGUUCCUAAACAGUCCCGAAGAAAUCGUGCCAGACGUAUUUGUGCACCAACAAAUUCGUCAAGAAGGGUAUUUCGGAAACCAGCUCCAGCAGCGGUCACAGCUGUGGAAAAUGUUCAGGCGCCUCUGAAGGAUUCUGGAGAUACACCGGAAUCUCACUUCAAAGAGGCGUGUGAUGAUAUUUUACCAGAAGAUGCUGUUCCAUGCUCAGAUAAGCUAACAAAACAAAGACGGAAAAGAGGCUCUGUAAAAGAUGACGCUUCAUCUGCUCCGAGAAUCACAAUCAAGUUAGUGACUAAGAGGAGAGUUAAGGUGGAUGCUCAACAGAAGUCUGAAACUAAGGAAAAUAAGUGUGCAGUGCUCUCAACUGCACAAGUGAAAUUAAAGAGAGGUGCAAAAGCCUUAGAAAGUAGCUCUGUUGAGGUAAAGCAAGAGGUCAUUACAAGAAGGCGUGGACGAUCUGCGUCUGUUGCCCAGAGUGUGCCAGACGUAAAUGACCAAAAGGUAGAGGAAAAUUUGAGGAACUCGGCCCGCAAGACUCGUUCUGCAUCACGUAGUGACACUGUAGAGCCAAACGCUGAUGAAAAGAAGUCCAAACCAACAGUCAGCGUGUCAAAAGAAAGCACAGAAGUCCAAAAGCUUGUGAUUCGAAGACGCCACAGAUUAGAUUCGAGCCACGUUGAGCAAUCGGGAGACCACAAGGAUGAGGCCACUUUAUCAGAGUCUGUGUUAGAGGUGUCAACGGUUGAGGAACCUAAACCACCUUCGAGGAAGAAAAAGAAAAAACGGAAGAAGAGGAAUCGGAAGGAGAAGGGUGAUGAGAACUUCAGUGCUUUGUCUCAGCAACCGACAGGAGACUCGAUAGAGAACAAUUUUGUGGGAAUUCCAGGUUUAAAAUUAACACGGAUACGAAACCCAAAAGCCAGGUCACGUAAGAAAUGCAGUAAGUUUAUUUGGACCCUAACACUGGUAAAAUGCAAAAGCAAAACUGUUAGUCCUCAUCCCCAAGAAAAUCUAAGCCAAGCACCAGAAAGCCUUCAUAAAGAAACAGAAAGUUCCUCCAAAUGUGCAGAAGAGCAAGAUGUUUCAGCAGAACCUACAUCAAGUCCAGCUGACACUUCAGAGACCAACACUUUGCAGGAACCAGAAAGUAAAGAAUUGCUAAACACUGCUAAUGUUAGCCCAGGAAUCCCAGAAAAUACAGACAUCACAGAGAAAGAGGAUGAGAGCUCAAGAAAGCCUGAGCUGACCAUUGAUAAACCUGACAAGGAUAUAUCAAGAGAGGAUAACAAGGAGGAUAGAUUAACAAAUACUGGUCAGGUGACCUCAAGAAAGAGUGAGAAGGCAAGGUCAAGAAAUGAUGGUAGGGUGCUCUCAGGAAAGAAUAAGGACGCAAGGCCGAGAAACGAUGGGGUGACCUCAAGAAAGAAAGAGGAAACAAGACCAAGAAAUGAUGAUGAGCCGACGUCAGGAAAGGAUGAGGCAACGUCAGGCAAGGAUGAGGAGACCAUGUCGAGAAAUGAUGGUAAGGUGACCUCAAUAAAGAAUGAAGAGAGGAUGUCGCUAAAAGAUAGUGAGGUGACCUCAGGAGACAACGAGGAGACAAGGUCACGAUGUGAUGGCGAGGUAACUCUAAGAAACGGUGAGAAAUCUCAGGUUUCUGUUACAUCUGAGGUUCUAGGAGAGAAGCAUCCAGAGGCAGCCCCAGAGAGAGGUCCAGGGGCGAUAGGUCAGGAUUUUGUUCCUCCUCUUCAAUUAAAGGUUUCGUCCUCACCAGGAAAACACAGCAGCUUAAAGCAGUCAUUUGCUGUCCAGCAAACCACAACUACACCUGAACUGAAAGAGGUUUCUAAAGAUGAUCAUCAGUCUCUAGUAGAAAUGGAGAACCAGAUAGAAACUAUGACUCUUCCCUUGAUGCCCAAGACAAGGCGCAGAUUGAGUCUGAACUCUCCUCGAAAAAAGCGUGUAAGGCAUAAACCCUGGACAACUUCUAGGAGAAAAUGUAAGAAUGCUCCUUCUGCCGAUGACACAAAUUCUAAAAUGAUUGCUGAAACAGAGGGUUCUGUAGCUGAAACAGAUGCUCCAGUCACUCAGAUGGAAGCUCCAGCCACUGAAACGGAAGCUCCAACCACUGAAAUUGAAACCAAGAUGGGGGAAUUACCAGAAUCACAUGAACAACCUAAACCGAGGAAGUUCUCUUGUCAGGCUGCUCUCUCAGAAGCAAAAGAGUCUCUACCAGGACAUGAAGCACCAAUGUCUGAAGCAGUUAAACCUCCAGGUGUCAAUUCUGCUUCAACUUCACCUCAACCUGGGACAGAAACACAACCAGAAAUUAAGACUGUGGAAGCUCCAUCAACAGAGGCUGCAGAGGUCUUGGUUUUGGAGCCUCAUGUGAGAGUCCCUGAUCAAGCAGAGGCUCCUCAUCAUGCUCAACAACCAGUCAAGCAUGGCAAGAAAAGGCGAAGACCUUUUAUAGGACAGAGGUUAAAAACUCGCCGAAAAAGGUUGCCUCAAAGACAGUUAUCAGAAGAAGACGCUGAUGUUUGCUCAACAGUGGUAGCUACCGAGCCAGCACAGUCUAAACUAGUUGGUGUGCAGAAAACGAAAUAUAGAAACACCCCUAUUUCUUCAAGUCUUUCUUACAUUCUUGAAGACAAAAAAAGAAGGGCAAGGCUUUUUGCACAGCAAGUGGAACGUGAGCUUGGUCCUCAACGUUAUGAUCAAAAAGAAAAAGAAAAGCCUUUUGCUGAUGAAAAACCAGACACUGAUUCUAUUGUAGUCCAACCUGGUAAAACAAAAUUUGUUAAAAACAUUAAGCAUUUUAUAAUGCCAGUGGUCAGUGCUCGGUCCUCACGAGUGAUCAAAACACCAAAGAGAUUUAUGGAUGAUGCUGGCAUGUCGGAUCUGCCACGGAGAAACGCUCAGAAGAAAGGACACCAGUUGGGAUUGAAUCCAAAAUUAAAGAAAUGUGAUGGUGGUGAUGAAAAAGAUGAACCCUCCUCUCUUCCCUCACAGGAUGAGGAAGAUCUUCUCUCAGAUCUGCCCGAAGCGCAGUUAGAUCUUGAUUUGUCCUCUGCUGAAGAAUCUAAGCUUGAGCCAGUAAACGACCUGGAAAACCUAGGUGAAGAUAAGUCCUCCGGCAAGAGAAGAUCGCUACUUCGAGACCCAGGAUUUAAUUGGCAAGUUCUGGAGCCUGCAGGUGCAGAGCUAUACAACUUUGACCAAGAUAUUGAAAAGGAGUACGAGGCCUUAUUGUCCGCAGAAGAUUUUUCGUUAGAUUCAAUAAUUGACCCACCUCAGAAAAAGAAGCCGAGCAUUAAAUUUAGGAAGCCACCAUCCCACCUAAAGCUUUACAAGAAACUUAAGGAUGAGUUUAACUUUGGUCCCAACAAGAAAAAGCUAAAACCACUUCCAUCGGUUGCAGUGGGGAAAGCCGUUUUACCACCACCCGAGGCACAAAAGUUAGAUUUUGAGAAGGAAACCAGUUUAAUUCAGUCUUUUUCUGAUAUUAAGGCCGAAAAGGCUAAACUGAAGAUCGAGGAUCUUGACAGUCCAGGGGUUGUUCGUAAAGUGUCGAUCUGUGUACGUGCUCUCAGCAACAAGUUGUUGGCGCAACAGCAGGAAGAGCAGGAGGAUGAUAUGCAAGAUGAAUUUUCUAUUCAUACGGACAUUUCACUUCCCAAGAAAUCCAUGGACAUAGAGAACAUGUUUGAAGCUGAAUCAAGAGAUCAGACGAAGUCAGACAAAGUAAUUAAUCAGAAGACUAAAGACGUUGAGUCAAAGGAGAGAAGCUUCAUCCAGCGUCCUCACUUGUCAGGUGCCAACAAGCGCAUGUUCAACCUCCUCAAAAAAGCCAAGGUUCAGCUCAUCAAGAUUGAUCAGCAGAAACAGCUCAAGUCAUCUGGGCUCCUGCCAGAAAGCCGAAUCACAGCUGGGAGGCAGAUCAGGAAACCCAUGAUGCAAUUUAAGCAUUCCUGCCCUGAAAAGACUGUUGCUUCACCAGAACAAGAGCCGGCCAGAGGAGGUCCACGCAUCAAGCAUGUUUGCCGAGCAGCAGCUGUGGUUCUGGGGCAGCCUCGCGCCAUCGUCCCAGACGAUAUCCCCAGACUCAGCGCUCUUCCUCUGCAUGAACGAUCAGGCAUUUCACCCUCACCUGCUGCUAAAGAUGUGGAGUCGCACUCUGACCCAGACAGCCCUGUAACGCAAGAGCAGAGGACACCCAAGUUUCGCAAAGCUCGUGCACACGCACGUCGAUGUGGUCAGUGUAAAGGCUGCCUCCAUGAAGAGGACUGUGGCAAGUGCAUUAACUGCCUGGACAAGCCCAAAUUUGGUGGCCGUAACACCAAAAGACAGUGCUGUGUGUUUAAGAGAUGUGAUGAGGUUGAAGAAAGGAAGGCCAUGAGACUAUGUGGCAAGCUCUAUAAAGGGCAAAUGAAGAGGCGUCGCCCAUUAGUCAGUACUGGUCACUCGAGUAAUGAGGAGUGUGAAGUGACCGAAGCAGCCUCUGUAGGAGGGGACGGUCAGAGCCCGUCAUUACGGAAGCAACCCAAACGCACUGUUAAACCGCGAUACUACUGCGACCUGCUAGAUUACGACUCUGAUCUUGACCCGGAUAUGAGCAGAGCACCAAACUCCACCUCACCAGCCCGAAGGAGAGCACCUGGUCCACGCAACAAUGACUUUGUGUCACUGGAUGAUUUUGUUGGUGACGGCCUCGAUGAGGGAAUCCGGCAUCGCAGACCUGGCUUUAACAGAGUUCCCCCAAUCAGACGGAAACCAGAAAAGAGUCCUCAGGAGCAAACACCACCAAGUGUCCUGGCAGCACUGGCUAACGGUUUUGCCGAGAGACUAAACGAACCCUCGGAGCCCACAUACAAGAUCUGUGUCGACUUUAAGGAGGACUGCACCUUGCAGAGUGUGUGGUCGACCGGUGGUUUGAGCAUCCUCACCUCUGUGCCUCUCAUGCCUCCAUCUGUGUGCCUGCUGUGUGCCAGCAAAGGACAACACGAGAUGUUGUUCUGUCAAGUGUGCUGUGAGCCUUUUCAUCAUUUCUGCUUGGAGCCGUCAGAGCGUCCGCUGGAUGAGAAUAAAGAGAACUGGUGUUGUCGCCGCUGCAAGUUCUGCCGUGUUUGCGGUCGCAAGAACAGACAUUCCAAACCUCUGCUUGAGUGUGAACGGUGUCAGAACUGCUAUCAUCCUGGAUGUCUAGCGCCGAACUAUCUCAAGCCUAACAAGCGCAAGAGACCAUGGGUGUGUAUGACAUGUAUCCGGUGUAAGAGCUGUGGUGUGACACCAGGGAAGAGCUGGGACACCGAAUGGAACCACGAUAAGGGCUUCUGUCCUGACUGCACUCGACUUUAUGAUCAAGGUAACUAUUGCACAAUGUGCUUUAAGUGCUACGAGGACAAUGACUAUGAGAGCCAGAUGAUGCAGUGCUCCAUAUGUAACCACUGGGUCCAUGCCAAGUGUGAGGGAUUGACUGAUGACCUGUAUGAGAUCCUGUCGAGUUUGCCAGAGAGCGUUGUGUACUCGUGCCAGCCCUGUACUCGAGCAAAGGCCGGUGUAGUACGGGAGAGUGUGGAGGGAGGAGGAUGGAGGGAGCUCCUCUUGCUGGAGCUCAGAGCCGGGAUAGAGAAGGUGCUCGCAUGUUUGCUGAGCUCCACUCUCACUCAGCACCUGGUCACCUGCAGCGAGUGUGCAUCUCUGAGUGAUGGAAGUGACAGAGAUGAUGUACUUCCUGUGUGUGAUUUGCGUGCUGUAGGGAAGAGGUUUGACAAAGGGCUUUAUACAACGCUGAAAUCUUUCCAUGAGGAUGUGGUGAAAGUGAUUCGUGAAAGGCUAGAGGAGGAGGAGGAAACCUUACCAGAGGACCAAAAGCCAACUGCUUUGGCUCGCUCUUACUAUCUCAAGCUCAUGGAAGAGGUUUUCAACUGGUUCAGCAGUCAGGAUCCCAAAGUGUGGGAUCCACGCUCCAAACAUUUACCAACUGGAAUGCUGUCCAACGCUGUAAUACCACCAACAAACGAGCAUGUUUUUGCCAAGUGGAGGGAACGAGAGGAGGAAAGAACGACUGUGAACACCAAGCAAGGAGAAGGCUUUCCAGAGGUCAAAGGUGAAGAGGGAGCAAAUAUCUCUACUCCUCCAUCUCGUAAACCUGUCCAUGGCCACUACAGAGAUUUGAGCAUGAGACUCAGACUAACAGGAAAAAAAUCACGACCAUGUAGAGAAGAGCUGGACACUGGGUGGUCGAAGGAGGAUGAGCGUCAGUGUGUCUUGUGUCAGAAGUAUGGCGAUGCAAAAUCCAGUGAUGCAGGGCGUUUGCUGUAUCUUGGACAGAAUGAAUGGGCUCAUGUGAACUGCUCCAUGUGGUCAGCGGAGGUGUUCGAGGAGGACAAUGGCUGCCUGAUGCAUGUGCAUAGUGCAGUUGCUCGAGGUCGCCUUAUGCGUUGUGAAAGAUGUAACCAGACUGGGGCGACAGUGGGCUGCUGCCUUACCUCCUGCCAAAGCAACUAUCACUUCAUGUGUGCCCGUUCUCGCAACUGUGUCUUCCAAGACGACAAGAAAGUCUUCUGCUACAAACACCGUGAUCUCAUCAGUGGAAAAAUUAUUACUGGGCAAGGGUUUGAAGUUCUUCGGAGGGUCUAUGUGGACUUUGAGGGGAUCAGCCUUCGCAGGAAGUUUUUGACAGGAUUAGAACCAGAACAUAUUAACAUGAUGAUUGGUUCUCUUCAAGUCCAAAAACUUGGAAAACUAAACGAAUUGUCAACUAUUCAAGGCAAACUUUUUCCAGUGGGUUAUGAAUGUUCUCGUUGGUACUGGAGCACACUGAACCCACGUCGCCGCUGCAAGUACACAUGCCGAGUCUUGGAGGUACGACCACCAGUUCAGGAGAAGCCAGUAGAAGAACUGGCUGACCAGGGAGAAAAUCGCACAAUUGCCCACAGUCCAUGUCCACAUUCAGAAUCUGAAACUACUGAGGGAGAUGUGACACCAGCAACUCCAAGUUUAGUAUCUCCCUUUGCUAAGCCAGACUCGAGUACUAGAUCCAAACCUUCAGCCUAUCCCCUGAACAGAAGACCAGCUGGAGGACUAUCUAAACCACUUCCAUCUCCAGGAGCAGCCCCUUCCAAGUCCCACCACAUUUUGACCAUCAGUGAUCUUGAUGAUACUCGCAGACUACGGCGACAUGCUACACAGAAUCCUGGCAUUCGUGGACACAGCUCUGGCCCCUCCUUGGGAUCUCAGACUAACUCAAAUAAUCUUCGACCUGGGGGUUCCCAUCACUCUAAAACUACCCAGCCUACCUCCCCAAUUUUCCCGCUUGGUGCUACUGAAAACUUGUUGACCUCCUCGUCAGCCCGCCCUGUCAGUCGAAGCGCUUCCUCUGCCCGGGGUGCCGGAAUUUUGGCACCUCAUUCUACCUCAGGACUGUUUCCAGAGCCCAUGUGGCAUGGUGGCACUGGCAGCACCCCUCCUGCUCACCGAUCGCUCUCUUCGCCUACCCACCUUUCAACAAGACCGAGGUUGCCUUUUGACCUUAAUCAGUUGGACUCUGAAGAACUGCCACACAAUUUCAUGGCAUCACCCCAAGAACUGCCUGCGGAAAAUGGGACCUUUCCUUUAGGAGACACAGCAGAUCCACAGAGGGGUAGUCACCUAGUCACUGAUAAGGAAUUCCCCUAUACCCCCUUUCCGUUGGACUCGGACCUAAGUGAGGUAUCGGAACUUAAAACUGAGCUUGAAAUUGAGGCCACUGUUCUCAAUGAGGGAGUAGCAAUGAACUGUAGUGAACAGAUCGUCGUUGAAGGUGAAGAGGAUCAAGAUGAGUUUUGGGGUCCAGGUGCAGAGGUAUCUGCCCGGAGAUUACCUCAUCCUACAGAGGACUGGGGUAAUAGUUCCUCUGAUGAUGAUAUGGGAAACUAUUUUGACUUUUCACGCACUAUAGUAACUUGUAAAGGCUCAAAAGAAGCCUCAAAGACACCACCUGCCUCUGUAAAAUCAAUUUCACAACUAGAUGGUGUUGAUGACGGAACUGAGAGUGAUACAAGUGUAACAAGCAGUAAUACCCAAAAUCUGAAAAAUCCAAGUCAGGUUCAGAAACCGUCUCAGGCUCUUGAUGGUCAGCAUCAUAAACCUUGGAAUAGUAAUGGGCUGUGUGUGGAACUUCCAAGUCUUAGCAGUCAGCACCAACCACUAGCCAAACCAUUUGGCUCUCUGUCCUUAGUAAGCACUGCUGAUCAAAGUUCAAGUAGCCCAUCACAUUCUGAGAUUCCACAAGAGAAUCGCAGCUACUCAAAACCAGACUUUCCAGAUACAUAUCAGACCACUGACUUUAUUGGUCAGACGUUUCAGUCAAGUGCUAUGAUGCCCCCGCUGGAGACUUCAACAGAUUUUGUUGUGCCAAAGGAAACGGAUACAUUUUCCACUUUUAAUGAAGAUAUCCAAGGAUACAGUUUACCUACAGAUCUGGGAUUACCUAUAAUGCUGGACAGAUGUGACCCUCCCUCACCCAGCACCUGUUUUACCGAGUUGGUUCCAGUUAAGGACGAUUCUCAAAUAGACACACAAGAAUCCAGUGAGCCAAAAGAUAUGUACUUGGAUCAUAACAGUGGUCACUUUGUUUCCUCCAUUGAUGGUUCUAUGAUUUGCCCAAAUAACAUGUCAGAGGGUUCAACCGAUAUGGCCUUCACGAACACAGCAAAUGGAAGGCAAUAUCAAGUGCUGCCACAAUCAAGUUCCACAUCAUCUGUAGAAACAGGCAGUUCUGCAGUUCAGUCUGCUCCUUGUUUGCAACCUACUUUCAUGUCAUUUUCUAAUUCAUCCUCUUCAACUAUCACUUUACAUCCUGUCCACAUCCCCGAAAACAAGACAGUCCUGCCACCAAUGGAAAGUUUUCGUAACAAACUACUGUCGCCUUCAGACAUCAGCCAACAAUCAGUUCCAAGAGCAGUGAUUUCUGCUGAUUUGCCUACUCAGCCUGAUUCAGUGUUUCAUGCACAGUCAAGCCCUGGUGUAGCCCUUGCAUCCCUUAGAGCAGUGCCAUCUCCUGUGUACCCCACUUACACUCAACCUGUGGGCUCUGCAACAGUCAGCAUAAUUCCAUCUGUAAACUCCCAAACAUCUGCUCAGUGCCGUCCAGUGUCUUCUAUUAUUCAGCCAGCCACAUGCCCUGUUGUUGUUAAUGGCUAUAGCUCUAUGCCUAUGCAAAGGGAAGCUACCCCAGGACGUACCAUUUCCAUAAACUUUUCAACUCCAAGACCAACACUGGAGCCUCAACAGACAGUGACUCAAGCAUUACCAGGUCAUGCAAUUCUCACUGUGAAAGAGGUGGGAGGACCCAAUGUGGACCCAACCCCUCAUGUUUUACUUGUUAAUCGUCUCGGUCAAAUUUUUGUCAAAAAUCCGGAAAGCAACACUUUCCAGCUACCCAGCCCCACCUCCCCUUCCUACAACUGUGUUACACAGAUUGCCAGCCUUCUUCAAAGCAAUGCUCUCUCUGCUACUCUUGCAGCAGCAGGCAACUUACCUGCAGUUGCUGGAGCAGCCAUCACAGCUCAAAUCCCCAGAAUGGUGACGCCUGUCAUUCAGAACUCCAAUACCAUCACGCAGCUCCUCACGACUAAUAGCAAAGGAACAGCAGCACCAUUGGAAGCCCAGAAAACAAACCAAAAUGCAAAAGAAUCUUCCGAUGUUUCAGUACCUGGAAUAAAGAAAUCACGGAAAAAGAAGGAACCCUCAACACCCCGGAAAACCAAAUUAGCUGCUGUACCCGGGUCAUCUGGCAAGCCAACAGACAAUCAUCCUGAGAGUGCUCAAGCUAUUAUUAACCAAGCUAUGGCCAGCUAUUAUGACCCCAGUCGAAAGGCUAGUAAAAUUCUGAGUCCUUCUUCACCUUGUAACACCACUGCUGGUGGCAGAGCUCAAUCACCAAGUUCCAUAGUUCUGCCACCAGGCCUCCUUGUUAAACCGGAAGCCACAAAUUCUCCACCUUCUACUCCAAGCUUAGUAUCCUCAAGACCAAAGCAGGUUCGAAUGAAAAGGGUGUCCUCUCUCUCUGAUCGCAUUGCCACCAAAAAGUCCAAGUCUGACUUUUUAGAGCCAGAACAUUCCAGUGGCCCAGAAGAGCAACGCAAAUUAAAUUUAGCUGCUGCCAGGUGUGGGGGAGUUCGCAUUAAAACUCCAACAGUCAAAGGGAUCCUUGACCUGGACAAAAUCAAUGAGGAGCAAAGUAGUGAUUCUGAAAGCACAAGGCCAGGGAUCUGGGAUCAUUUCUCUGUGUCUCGAGGUGGUGACAGCAAUAAACCACAGUCCUUGGACGCCACAUGGUGCAGUUCACUGUCUGACUGGAACAAAUACUCAGGGACGCUGUCAGGCUCAGAAGAUGAGAUGCCUCCUCAAGAAAGUGAAGAGAAGCACCUGCCUAAAGGAGACCAACCACACCUACGCUUUGAAAUCACCAGUGAUGAUGGAUUCAGUGUUGAAGCAGACAGCAUUGAAGUGGCUUGGAGGGCUGUGCUUGAUGGGGUGCAGGAGGCCCGUGCUGUUGCCAAGCUCAGACAGCUUUCCCUAACUGGGCUGACUGGAGCUCGUAUGUUGGGUUUGCUUCACGAUGCCGUGGUUUAUCUGGUGGAACAGCUUCAGGGAGCCAAGAGCUGCCGUGGUCACACAUUCCGAUUCCAUAAGCAGCCUAGCCAGGAAGAUGACCUGCCCAUUAACCCCAGUGGCUGUGCUCGAUCUGAAGUCUACCUGAGGAAAUCUACGUUCGACAUGUUCAACUUCUUGGCUUCCCAGCACAGACAGCUUCCUGACACUGAUCUCUAUGAUGAAGAGGAGGAUGAAGUUCUUCUUAAAUCCAGCAGACGAGCAACAAGUCUGGAGCUUCCCAUGGCAAUGCGCUUCAGACAUCUAGAAAGGACAUCCAAAGAAGCUGUUGGUGUUUACAGGUCCGCCAUUCAUGGACGAGGGCUGUUCUGUAAGCGGAACAUUGAAGCUGGGGAAAUGGUCAUCGAGUACUCCGGCAUUGUCAUUCGCUCCGUUCUGACAGACAAGCGGGAGAAAUAUUAUGACGGGAAGGGCAUUGGCUGCUACAUGUUCCGCAUUGACGACUUUGAUGUAGUCGAUGCAACCAUGCAUGGCAAUGCGGCACGAUUUAUCAACCACUCGUGCGAUCCCAACUGCUAUUCCCGCGUCAUCAACGUGGAGGGCCAGAAGCACAUUGUCAUUUUCGCCUUACGCAAGAUCUACCGUGGAGAAGAGCUCACCUAUGACUACAAGUUCCCUAUCGAAGAUGCCAGCAACAAGCUCGGCUGCAACUGUGGAGCCAAGCGCUGCCGCCGCUUCCUAAACUGAGUGGACUGUUGAAAAGAUCCGCAGGGAGAAACGCAGACAGGCAAUAAUACAGAGGUACAGUGUUAUGAAACCACUGGAAGUCCACUGGACCGAUCCAGAUACGGCCCAAGGGAUGCGUGCGUGAUGCCCAAGCACUCCAACAAAAAUGGAAUGGUCAAAGAAGCACCUGUUUUACAAUCUAAGCGUUUUAUUCCAGUCCACAUACAGAAACGUUCUGCUUCAUGCUUCCCUUUUUACAACACAGAGGUCUUUACGACGUGCAAACUAGUGAAGAGAAGAUGCGCACUCCUCCUAUUGCUAAUACUUGUCACGUUGUUGCUGCUGAAAUGCAAGUUUGGCUCGUGUAGGGAACCUGUAUAAGGUGUUCCAGGUGUGUUUUUUUUGUUUGUUUGUUUGUUUAUUUUUAUUUUUUUUGCUUUUUGUUUGUUUUUGUUUUUCCUGAGCUUGUGCACGAGCAACAAGUACAGUAACUGUCUGGCUGAUAAAAGUCUAAGUGGUCAGUGCAUCAGUUUUAGCUGUUGAAAUAGUUUCAGUGCCGUUUAAUGGAUUGUGCUGAUCUUCUGCAGUCCAGGGCUUCUUGAAAAUUUUGACUCCGGCUUUCUCCUGCACUUAGAACAAAGUGCAAAUAGAUGUACAGGAGGAGUUUUGUGGCAGUGAGAAUAUACUGUACCUGGAUGAAUAUAUGACUAAUCAAGAGAUAUAUCUAUAUAUACUUUUAACGGAGAUGUUUAUCUGUGAUGCUCAUGCUAGAACAUAGUAUAGGACUUGAUGUUUAGGAGAAGAAAAGGCUUUAUUCUGCUCAGGAAGAUGCUGUGAACCCCUGCAAUACGCCAUUACCAUCCAUUCCGUUCGUAAGGUCAUUUUUAUUUUUAUUUUAUAGAAAGUCUCAAAUCAGCCUUUAAGCUCUUCUACAAAAGCCACUGCUGUACUAUAUCAUUAGAAAACUCCCACUAGGCCUGUGUAUAUUAUUUAUUCUUUUACCAUGUUUAUUUUUGUCCCGAUUCAUGACUAUGGGUAAUUUAAUCAUGGAGAAAUUUGUCUCCCUUCUUGGGACCCUGCUGUUUUGUUGGUGUCUGCUAAUUUUGCCCAUUAUCUUAACCUUUAUUCUUUAAUUCUUUAUGGUGCUAAACUUAACAAAAGUCUUGAAAAUUAAGUGGGUAAUCACACAUUUCAUCGUCCUCGUCUCUGUCGUUCAUCCCCAUGUGAGACACUUCAUUGUUUGUGACUUGCUCAAGUUCUUGACAGGUAAAAGCUAGAGAACAUUAUUUUUUUAAAAGCAUCACAAUGUAUGGAAAAAGAAAACUAUUCAGCCUUUUUUCCCCCUCUGCUAGCUGCAUUAAACACUACUUGAGCUAACUAGAGAUAGUCACUUUUGCAUCUUUACAGUUUUUGUAUUGGGUCUUUUCUCAUUUCUGUGAUAGUUGCACAUACAGACACAUGAUGUACAUACAUAUAUAGAAAUCAUACUCCCGUAUAAUUGCUCAAGAAAAUCUCUCAGAAGAAUAUUUUUUGUUCUCAGACAGCCUUUUUAGCAGUGAUUAAGAAUUACUGAUGGGUCUUUCACCUAACAGCCACCAAGCACUCAGCACCUUGACGUCCCUUUAUUUUAAGACUUCAGACAGUUCUGAUUCCUUGUAUCAUGAGGAAAAAUAUAACUGAUACCAAUUCUAGUGUCUUACAAAGACAAGAUUUCUCAAGCUUUAUGGCGUAUUUAUUCUUGUUUGUGUUUAGAUUAUGGGAGUAAAAGUGCUUUCUUCAUGGCCAAGGUCUUUUUUUUUUUUUUCUUUUUGUUUACAUAGCUUUUUUUUCCUUUGUUUUUCUUGACUUGAACAUUUCUUCGAGGAGGAGUUCUUGCAGUGCAGCCUUUUUUUACAGUUGUGUUUUGAGCCAGAGAUUCUUUUUUAGAGAGUAUGUUUUUAUGUCUUGUUUUAACUUGUAAAGUGUGGCAACAUGCUUUAGGAAAACUGUUUCCUUUUCUCUCCCUGCUUCACAAUAUGCCAGAAACAGCUUCCAGUGCUUGCCGCCGCUCCUUUCAUGUUUUUAUGGUAGCUGGCUUUUCGAACAGCCCUUGAAGCCAGCCAGUGAGAUCAUCCUGCCUUGUCUGGCCCUCCUCAUUUCAGAUAAUAAUAUUAUAAAACUGAAUUUCACCUUUUUUUUUUUCCUUUUUUUUUCACUGAACUUGCAAGGAUUCUACCUCAGGCUGUUCAGAAUGACUGUCAAAGAAUACUAAUGCAAAACUUAGAUGACGAUAUGAUAUCGCUCGGUCUUAAAUGUCCUGUAGAGAUGGCCUGUGUGCAAUGAAGGAUGCAAAGCACUAGUCAAGACCUUCUGUGACUAUCUGUCUCCCAGAGUUGUGUGGAAAAACUGUAUGUUCCUAGGUAGGGUUAUUUUAAAAAAUGUGUUCAGAAAAGACUUCAAAAUGAGAAAAUGUGUCUUUACUACCUUGUACAAAGUACCCUAAGUCUGUAAAUAAUUGUAUACAUAUUUCUAAACCUGUUAAAUUUUUCUAUGCACUUUUUUAUUUAUAAUGUUAUUUGCUUAAUAAAGAUGUUACAAUGAA